Mycena indigotica is the source of this 1098-nucleotide messenger RNA. Its product is annotated as Glycoside hydrolase. The coding region runs from base 1 to 1098 and encodes 365 amino acids. The transcript has 9 exons. Gene Ontology annotation, molecular function: hydrolase activity, hydrolyzing O-glycosyl compounds. NCBI's taxonomy places the organism in Eukaryota, Fungi, Basidiomycota, Agaricomycetes, Agaricales, Mycenaceae. The record is from RefSeq and is a predicted model, not a curated record.
AUGAAAUUCCUCCGUGCUGCGUUAACUGCGCUUCCAUUUGUCCUGCCGGUUCUGGCGGCCAACAGCUUUGCUGGCGCCAACAACUACUACAUCUGGGCGCUGCCCACCGCCGACCGUAUUGCGAUCCUCGACGGGAUGCAGGCCGCGGGAAUGAAGGUCCUGCGAACAUGGGUCACGGGCGUGGGUGCGGGGCAGAAGAACAGCAAUAACGUCGCUGGCAAGUCCUUCAAGUUGGUGUCGUCGGAACAGGAUGCGGGAUUGACUUUGCGAUUAGUUCCGGACCUCGAGGCGAAUGGCAUCGGCAAAUACGACGACACUGUGUUGAACCAUAUUGACCAGCUCAUGGUCGAUGCGCAUGCGCGCGGCAUCAAGCUCCUUAUUGGCAUGUACGACCAGAACGCACUUCGCAAUAACGACAUCUACGCGCGCACCUACGGCGUCAGCGGCUUCUACACCAAUCCCGACGCAAUCAACGCGUUCAACCAACGCAUCACACACAUCCUUAACAUCCACAAGAACGCGCUGCUGAGGAACCAGGCGUGGUCUUUUCUGGGCGCGUACAUCUUCGGGCUCGAGGCGCAGAACGAGCCCAUGAUUUGGGACCAAAGUCUCUAUCUCAGCCAUCUUUCGUGGGUCUGCGCGUCUGCGCUGCAGAUCAGGAAUAACGUCGGAGAUCGGAAUCAGCUCAUAUUCACGGGCGGUGGGGCGGCAGCGUCCAGCGUCCAGUCCGCAUUCUUUGCGAGCUCAUGCGCCGUCGACGUCGUGGCCGUGCACGACUACAACGACGACUACGACUCGUUCAUGUCCUCCGCCGUGAGCCAGGCCAAGGCCGCGGGCAAGAAGCUCCUCGUCGAGGAAUGGGGCUCGCUCGUCGGCAGCGGGCGGACCGCGAACCUGCAGUCGAAUGUGCAGAAGAUAAACAGCUACAAGGUGCCCUGGCUGUACUGGGAGGUCAUCAGCAACGCCGACCCGCACCAGGGCGAGGACUACGAGAUCCAGGUGAACGGUGCGGACUGGGGCACGCUGUCGAGCGCGUCGCAGAGCACGGCGGGCAUAUCGGGAGCGGCGUUCGAUUUCAGCGCGUCGCUGGCGUUGUGA